AAGUAGGCGUCAGCAUUUCAAUCUUAAAGCGUCUGUCAUUGGGAAAGUUUACAACAAAAUGCCAGCCGUAAUAAUAGACAACGGAUCCGGCGUGUUGAAAGCCGGCAUUACUUCCGAUGAGGCACCCAGUGCCGUAUUUGCAUCGCUCAUUGGACGAAUUAGUCACCAGCGCGUGAUAAUCGGUAUGGAGAAGAUCUGGAACCACACCUUCUCCGAGCUGCACGUCGCCCCCAAGGACUACCCCGUCCUCCUGACUGAGGCUCCCCGGAAUCCCAGUACUAAUCGCGAGACAAUGGCAGAAACAAUGUUUGAGACUUUCGAUGCUAGGGCCAUUUAUAUCACUAGUCACUCUGUGGCACAUAACCUGCCGUACGCUGGAGGCGGCGGUAACACCGGUAUCUUUGUGGACUCUGGCGACGGUGUCACCCACACCGUUCCCAUCUAUGAUGGCUGCAUCCUGAAAGAUGGUAUCACGCGUGUGAAUUGGGCAGGUCGAAACAUGACAGAUUACCUGGCUAUGAUCCUGACCCAGCGCGGCUACUCAUUCACCAAAACCGCUGAGCUUGAAGUUGUGCGGGACAUAAAAGAAAAACAUUGCUAUGUCGCCCUAAGUUUUGAGCAGGAGAUGGCCACCGCCGCCUCCAGCUCGUCACUGGAUAAGACGUAUGAGCUGCCUGAUGGCAAGGUAAUCACAAUAGGAAAAGAACGAUUCCGGUGCCCUGAAAUUGUUUUCCGACCGGGCGGCAUCCACGAGGUUAUUUAUGAUGCAAUCAUGAAGUGCGAUAUGGCAACCCGCAAGGAUCUGUUCGCCAACAUUGUUUUGUCUGGCGGCACCACCACGUGCCCGGGCUUCGCCAAUCGUGUAAAAAAGGAAAUCACCGCCCUGGUUCCGUCCACCAUAGAGGUCAAGGUUACCGCCAAGCCACAGCACAAGAACUCCGUCUGGAUCGGCGGUUCCAUCCUGGCCUCGCAGCCCACAUUCCAGCAGAUGUGUGUCUCGAAGCAGGAGUUCGACGAUUCCGGCCCAUCUAUCGUCCGCCGCAAGUGCUUCUAAGCACUCGCUGGCUGCCGAGCUGGGCGUGGUCGAACACUCCCUUGGCAGACAAAGGACGGAG
Drosophila kikkawai is the source of this 1115-nucleotide messenger RNA. RefSeq names its product actin, cytoplasmic 1-like. Gene Ontology annotation, biological process: mitotic cytokinesis. The record is from RefSeq and is a predicted model, not a curated record. NCBI's taxonomy places the organism in Eukaryota, Metazoa, Arthropoda, Insecta, Diptera, Drosophilidae.